AUGGGCAAGCUGAGCCUCCUGCUUCUGCUCCUGCCUGCCGCGGACGCCCGCCUGCGUGGCUUCAAGGCGCAGGAGCUCCCAGCAGUGGAGGCCCCGGCGCAAGAGGCCCCGCCCGUCAUCUCGUGCGACCAGCAGUCCGCUGCGCAGCCGGAGACGCUAGAUAGCGACUUCGAUGAGCUCGCGCUGCUCCAGCGGAACAUGACGCCGUCCCAGGGCAUGCACCAGAAGAGCGCGGAGGAGUGGCUGGCACACCUGGGAGAUCACGAGACCAAGAUCAGCGCGGCCGAGACUGUCCUGCCGGACGACAUGGUGGCUUCGCAGCUGGCGAAGCUGAGCUCGCAAGGCUGCGCCGACGACCCGCUGUGGCGGGACGCGGACGGCGACAGCUGCGAGAUCUACCGGUUCGCCAUCGAGUCCGGGAAGGCCACGCGGGAGGCCGCCUGUAACGGGGGCGGCGAGGUCCCGCCUCCCAGGGGUCUCCGCGGAGCGGCUGCGGCGACGGUGGUGGCGGACGCCACGGCAAAGAUCUUCUGCCCCGCCACUUGUGGCUUGUGCCCGCCCGCGCCCGCCCCCUCCACCGCAACGGAGCAGGGCGUGGACGGCUUGGACGACGUGAACUUCCUGCAGGUUGGAGUCAGCUCGGCCAGUGGAGUCGCCAAGAAGUCCAUCGCGUCCUGGGAGGAGCACAUGAGCGACCACGAUUCCAGGAUCACGCCAGACCAGCAGGUGCUGGACAGCGAUGCCGUCGCCCUGCAAGAGUCUAAGCUGCAGAGGGGGGAGGGGUGCGCCGACGACCCGCUGUGGCGGGACGCGGACGGCGACGGCUGCGAGAUCUACCGGUUCGCCAUCGAGUCCGGGAAGGGCACGAGGGAGCUGAUCUGCAACGGGGGCGGCGAGAGCCCGCCCUCCGUGGCGCUCCGCGGCGCUCCCAGGGCAUGGGUGGCGGAUGCCACCGCGCGGGUGUUCUGCCCCGUCACGUGCGGUGUGUGCUGA
Messenger RNA from Prorocentrum cordatum, 993 nucleotides. Lineage: Eukaryota; Dinophyceae; Prorocentrales; Prorocentraceae. The record is from the annotation of a GenBank genome assembly.